Austrofundulus limnaeus is the source of this 3558-nucleotide messenger RNA. Its product is annotated as heparan-sulfate 6-O-sulfotransferase 3. Gene Ontology annotation, molecular function: heparan sulfate 6-sulfotransferase activity. Lineage: Eukaryota; Metazoa; Chordata; Actinopteri; Cyprinodontiformes; Rivulidae. Gene Ontology annotation, cellular component: membrane. The transcript is spliced from 2 exons. Bases 435 to 1727 code for a protein of 430 amino acids. The record is from RefSeq and is a predicted model, not a curated record.
AAAAUUGGUAUAAUUUCAUAAUUGGAUUAUUUUAGUAUGCCAUGCAAGCGUCUCAUUACUCAGAGCGUUUUAUUUUGAAGGACCUUGCCGGAAACUCGGCUGUUCACUGCGUCCAUCCUGUCGCUCUUGCCUCCGGCWCAGACACCGGCCAGCCGUUGCCAGGACAGCCGAGCCUGAACGCCCUCGGCGCGGGGACCGCCAGCUUGUCCCCGGUGUGACGGAAAGCACGAGUUAAUAAACAAUUUGGCUCGUUUGGUGAGAAAAUGUGUUAGUAGUUUAGUGAAAUAUUAAGAACUAAAGGGUUCGGCGGUAAGUUUUAGAAGAGUUCCAGGACUAUACACCACAGCCAGGAUGAGACCCGGGCGAGAGGGCAGCGACUCGGGCAUCGCGUUAAGGUUCGCACCGGCGGCGUAAUUCCUGUGAAUUUUCCCACCAUGGAGGAGAAGCUCCACAGACUCAUCUUCAUCCCCAUCGCCGCCGUCCUCUUCCUCAUGAUCGGCUACCAGUACGUGUGCCCGGCGGACAGCGGCACCUGCAGCUUCGGGACCGAGCGGGAGGAGAGGGGGCUCCUCCGCAAGUACUCGCCCGGGUUCCACGUCGCCUCCUCGGAGCCCGAGGCGGACGACGACGACGACCUCCCGUCGAGGAUCCCGACCCGGUUCAACUUCACGGAGCGGGACCUGGACAGGCAGGUGGAGUUCGCGAUCCGCGGGGACGACGUGAUGGUCUUCUUGCACAUCCAGAAGACCGGCGGGACCACGUUCGGCCGGCACCUGGUGAAGAACAUCCAGCUGGAGCAGCCGUGCGACUGCCUGCCCGGCCAGAGGAAGUGCACCUGCCACCGGCCGGGCAGAGCCGAGUCGUGGCUCUUCUCCCGGUUCUCCACGGGCUGGAGCUGCGGGCUGCACGCCGACUGGACCGAGCUGACGAGCUGCGUGCCGGUGGUGAUGAACAAGAAGGACAAGAAGAGGAGCAGGAAGAAUUUCUACUACAUAACUAUGCUACGUGACCCAGUGUCACGCUACCUCAGCGAGUGGAAGCACGUUCAGCGUGGCGCUACGUGGAAAACCGCUCUCCACAUGUGCGACGGUCGGCCCCCCACUCAGGACGAGCUCCCCGCCUGCUACAAUGGGGACGACUGGACGGGCGUGUCGCUCGCAGACUUCAUGAACUGCCCCUCCAACCUGGCCAACAACCGGCAGGUGCGCAUGCUGGCCGACCUCAGCCUGGUGGGCUGCUACAACAUGUCCUCCAUGAGCGAGCUGGAGCGAGGCCGCGUGCUCCUCYCCAGCGCCAAGGCCAACCUGCGCAACAUGGCCUUCUUCGGCCUGACCGAGUUCCAGCGCAAGACGCAGUACCUGUUUGAGAGGACGUUCGGCCUGCGCUUCAUCCGGGCCUUCACCCAGAUCAACAGCACGCGCGCCGCCAGCGUGGGGAUCAGCGAGAAGGUGCGGUGGCGCAUCGAGGGCCUCAACGCCCUGGACGUGGAGCUGUACGAGUACGGCAAGGAGCUGUUCCUGCGGCGCUACCAGUACAACCGGCAGAAGCAGCACCAGGAGGAGCGUCAGAGGCGGCGGCAAGAGAGGCAGCGGCUGCACAGGAACUACCUGCUGGAGCUGUGGAGACUGGGAGGAGGAGGAGCUGAGGAGGAGGUAGAGGAGGAGGUGAAGGUGCUAGAGGAGGUCGUCACCACUGAGGAUUAUAGUAGUCAGGUGGUGCGGUGGUGAGAAAGCCGUGGCGCUGGUUGAUUGGUCGUGCUUUCCUCUCCGCACUCACCUCUGGGAACCCGUGGACUCAUAGCGAUUCGUUGGACCGCCGACAGGUGUCUUAAUAUUUACGAUGGAUGUAUUUGUCUCAACAACAAGAAGUCUUUGUAUUUUUAUGUUUGUUUUCUUUCUUUCUUUUUUGGCUCUGCACUUUGUGAAUAUGUGUUAUUUAUGCAUUAGCCAGAGUUCUGAAUGUCAGGAGAAAGAACUCAGGCGGGUUUUCAGUGUCAUYUUUUGUGAUCUGGCGCCAUGUUGAUCGGUGAAAAUCUCGUCGUGACUCUGUGGCGUUCGGCUUCAUCAGCGUGUCGAAGCACAAACUGCAGCGUUUUCUUCCUCCCCGGCCGAGGAAACAAUUUCAUUGGAGGCAAUUUCUCACAGGAAAUGUUCAGUAAAAACCUCUGGACUCACCGGCGCACGUGUCCCACGCACGUGUUUCGUUUUUCUUUCUUUUCACACCCUGCUCUCUUGCUGUAAAAAAACUUUAAUCUUAACGCGCCGAACGAGACGCUCUGACGCACGCCGAUUAGUUUCUUUCURUGUUUAGCGGUGAGGAAGAGGAGAGCGGUGAGACUGAGAGACAAGCUGUCAGGGGCAGUUCGAGCUGUCCUUCAUCACGGCGACAGAACAUCGGUGUUUGAGCCGUUAGGGCYUUGAUCACCGAGCUCUUCGCUUUUCAAAUUGAUCACUUAAACUUCAAUUGGCCGUGACUCUGCCGCAGCAGAAAAUAGAAGAAGCUGAAGCAGCUUUUUUUGCUUUCCUUUACUCUCUAAUUUGAGAACCGUACGGCUCGACGGACGUUCCAUUUUCCCUGGGAUAGAAAAACAAUCAGGUUUAACAAAUUCCCGCAGACAGCAGARCUUUAAAAGUUGGGUUCUGGGCUGAUCGUCUGAUAUUAAUAUCCUUGUUGUGGAGCCGCUGAUACACACUUCCUGACAGCUCUGUGAUUCGCUCCAGAGGAGGAAGAAAGAAAUAUCCACAGACUGUAAUAGCUUUUCCGUUCCCAGCUGUCGACUCUACUUUCACAGCGUGCACAAAAUAAAAAGUAAACAUUUUAUAAAUCCAUGAGUUUUACCGCCCGCGCCGUGAAGUGAUGGGUUUCUUAAAAAUAAGACAAACAAAAUAAAAGCUUCAUCUGUGUUGGAGAAUUUGUUUCGUUUGAUGACAAUAAAUUGAUGUUUUCUCCUCAAAAAUAAAGUUUUAUGAGGCUUUCAUACCUUCUAUAAAGAUUCUGACAUUUCCCGCCUUAUUUGGUGCAAAGGAAUUGACGCCCUGACGUUACUAUUUAUGUUGUCGUCGACGAAGACACCCAUAAGAAACGMAUCUUUUAUGAGUUAUUAACUGAAGGAGGGAGCUAACAGUUUCUUUUGGUCAUUUUUAAGGUUUUAGCUCUUGUGCCAAAUAUUGUGAAAUGAAAAAAAAAAGUGUAUUAAAAACAAAUUAAAAUAGAGCUACAAACUGUUUAUUCUUCAUCAUUCCUGAUUCUAAUAUCAGUAUUUAAGAAACAAUAAAAUUCAUUUAAGUUAAUUCUUAAAAUCUCAUCUUCCCCACGUAUUCACAACCUUUAUUGUUUGUUUAAGUUUAAAUAUUCAGCUACAUUUUAAUAAAAUAUAAGUCUAGACAUCUGACGGGAACCUGGAAGUUGAGAAAGCUGUUGCUGUCUGURGCCCCUGAAGGAUUCAAAAUAAAAAAAUAAGUGUCUUUACAUUCUUGUGUUCAAGUUUUUUUAAUGCAUGUACCGCUUAUUACAUGUAUGCUAUUAUUUUUACUGAAUAAACUCAAAUCAAUCAUUAAA